CGUCUUUCCUCCGUGUUUCCGGUGUUAUGGCCGCUCGCAGGCGGAGGGGCAGUGAUGUGGUGUGGGGUUAACUGGACGUGACCGUGUACCUGUAGGCAGGGGGGGGUUCGGGUGAUGGCGGUCACGCAGCUCUUUCGGCUGGCCGUCUGUAGGUCGACGGCCGGUGCCACGCUCCGCGCGCACAGGAGGUACAGCAAGCUGCAGGUAUCGCCAGCUUUAUCUGAGCGACUGCGAUUGUUUGAAUCUCUCAGGGAAAGACGCAGCGAUAAGAGGCAGGCCGACGCGUCGGAAAAGCCCCUCAGCGUCCGACUGGCUGACGGACGGACGAUAAAAGGAACGGCUGGCGUCACCACGCCGCUUUCUGUUGCUCAGAGCGUGCGGGUGAAAGGAGCACUGGUGAGCAGAGUGAACGGCGAGCUGUGGGAGCUCGGGCGACCUCUCACCUCAGACUGUGAAGUACAACUUCUCGGGUUUGACACAGUUGAAGGGAAACUGACGGCGUGGAGGACGGGAGCGUGCGUCCUGGCGGCUGUGCUGGAGGGCGUCUUCGGUGCCGAGGUGUGCAGAGAAGGAGCGUCGGAGCUCGGACUCUUCUGCGACUACCUGCUGGACAACAGCUGCUUUUCUCUGGCUGACGUUGAGGAGAAGUGCAGAGAGACGGCGGCCCAGAAGCUUCCUCUGUCCAGACUGGAGCUGAAUGUCCAAGAGGUCCAAGAGCUGUUCCAGAGCUCCAGUCUGAGGCUGCGGCUUGUUGAAGAGCAGAUCAGUGACUCCACUGUCACAGUAUACAGGUGUGGAGACAGCGUAGCGGUGUGUAACGGGCCGGUCCUCCCACACACAGGCCUCCUCAAGGUCUUCAAGCUGCAGCAGCUGUCCUCCGUCACCCUGAGCAAUGAGACGGACUCCUCGGGUUUGACACGUCUGCUCGGAGUGGCCUUUCCAGGAGAGAAGGACAGGCAGGAGUGGGAGAACGAGCAGGAGGAGGCGAGGAGGAGGGACCACAGACGCAUCGGACAGGACCAGGAGCUGUUCUUCUUCAAUGAAGUCAGCCCAGGCAGCUGCUUCUUCCUGCCUAAAGGAGCCCACAUCUACAACACUCUGACCGACUUCAUCAAGAGUGAAUACCGACGGCGAGGCUUCACCGAGGUCGUGACCCCGACCCUCUACAGCACUGCAUUAUGGGAGCGCUCGGGCCACUGGGAGCACUACAGCGAGAACAUGUUCACGGUGACGUCGGAGGGCUCCCAGACCUACGCUCUCAAACCCAUGAACUGCCCGGCUCACUGUCUCAUGUUCGAGCAGCGCGUUCGCUCCUGGAGGGAGCUUCCUCUGCGGUGGGCCGACUUCGGCGCGCUGCAUCGGAACGAGCUCUCCGGCGCCCUGGGCGGCCUCACCCGCGUUCGCCGCUUCUGCCAGGACGACGCGCACAUCUUCUGUGCACCUGAGCAGCUAGAGGAAGAGAUUGUGGCUUGUUUGGACUUCGUGAGGAAAGUUUAUCGAGUGUUUGGGUUUUCCUUCCACUGCCUGCUGUCGACGCGGCCCACGCCGUGCCUCGGGGAGCCCGAACAGUGGGACGACGCCGAGCAGCAGCUGGAGAGGAGUCUGCAGCAGUUUGGCGAGCGCUGGGAAUUGAACCCCGGAGACGGAGCUUUCUACGGACCGAAGAUCGACAUCCAGAUCAAAGAUGCCAUUGGCCGCCAGCACCAGUGUGCCACCAUCCAGCUGGACUUCCAGCUGCCCAUCAGAUUCGACCUGCAGUACGUCGGCCGUGACGGACAGCUGCACCGGCCGGUGAUGGUGCACAGAGCCGUGCUGGGCUCGCUGGAGAGGAUGAUCGCCAUACUGGCUGAAAACUUUGGUGGAAAGUGGCCGCUGUGGCUGUCUCCCUCUCAGGUCAUGGUUAUUCCUGUGGGGGGCAACAACGAGUCGUACGGCAGAGAGGUGGUCCGCCGGUUCCACGAAGGGGGCUUCAUGGUCGAUUUGAACGCCGAUCACGGCGCCACCUUAAAUAAGAAGAUCCGCUCUGCUCAGCUGGCCCAGUACAACUACAUAUUAGUGGUGGGGGACAAGGAGUGCGAGAGCGGCACUGUGAGCGUGAGGAGCAGAGCGGGCAAGCAGCUGGGGAGGAGGCCGACGGAGGAGGUGCUGACGGCCCUCACACAGCUGCGAGACUCCAGGAGCAACCUGGACCAGUUCUGACGAAGAAAUAAUGGGCUCUGUUUAUUUUUUAAUGUGAAACUCGGUUACGUUUUUUUGUGUUUUCAGAAGAAUGUCUGGUAUAAUUGAAUAAAAGUAUUUAAAAGGA
This is a messenger RNA of Salarias fasciatus (jewelled blenny), 2305 nucleotides long. RefSeq names its product threonyl-tRNA synthetase 2, mitochondrial (gene tars2). The transcript has 18 exons. Gene Ontology annotation, biological process: threonyl-tRNA aminoacylation. Lineage: Eukaryota; Metazoa; Chordata; Actinopteri; Blenniiformes; Blenniidae. Bases 115 to 2199 code for a protein of 694 amino acids. The record is from RefSeq and is a predicted model, not a curated record. Gene Ontology annotation, cellular component: cytoplasm; mitochondrion. Gene Ontology annotation, molecular function: threonine-tRNA ligase activity; ATP binding.